Molecule: messenger RNA, 465 nt
Organism: Dovyalis caffra
Lineage: Eukaryota; Viridiplantae; Streptophyta; Magnoliopsida; Malpighiales; Salicaceae
Source: the annotation of a GenBank genome assembly
AUUCCAAGCAUGGUGUUCUGGAAGGAUGAAGUCUCUAUGGCAAGCACUUCGGGGGAGAAAGAUCCGACCCUUACCGGAAAAAAACCUAAGAUAAGCAAACAGGAGAUCGACAGAGCUUACCGUGCAAGAAAAAAGGGAAAAGAAGACAGCAUGAAGGCAAAGAUAGUAAUACUUGAGGAAAACAAAUGUCGCCUUGAAGGACGAGCAGAUCAGCUGGAAAAGGAUCUAAAAGAAAGUAGAAAGGAAAAUAUCCGCUUGGAGGUCCAUCAAGAGAGACAGAAUAAACGUCAAAAGAAACUCGAAAGGAACCUGAUUGCCUUAGGGGAGCAAUAUAAAAGAGAGAUGGACGCCAUAAAAGAAACACAUGCAGAGGAGAUAAAUGCCUUAAAAGAAAGAAAUGCAGAAGAGGUGAAUGCUUCAAAAGAAAGAAAUGCAGAGGAGAUGUUGGCGCUCAAGAAGCAGUUG